Messenger RNA from Limulus polyphemus (Atlantic horseshoe crab), 2541 nucleotides. It is a transcript of the gene mtDNA-helicase, whose product is annotated as twinkle protein, mitochondrial-like. The record is from RefSeq and is a predicted model, not a curated record. Gene Ontology annotation, molecular function: ATP binding; single-stranded DNA binding; 5'-3' DNA helicase activity. The transcript has 16 exons. Gene Ontology annotation, cellular component: mitochondrion. NCBI's taxonomy places the organism in Eukaryota, Metazoa, Arthropoda, Merostomata, Xiphosura, Limulidae. Bases 269 to 2326 code for a protein of 685 amino acids. Gene Ontology annotation, biological process: mitochondrial DNA replication.
AAGCCCAGAAAAGUAUUCAUUGAUACAUAGGGAUGGAGACUCGGUUUAUUUUAAAAGUUAUAACUUGCUUGUCUUACUCAUGUAGUUAAAGAGGGCGUCAGUAAAUUUUUCAGAGCAGCGGGAAUAAAGACCACAUGGUUGCUUUUACAUUUCUAAAAUAAUGGGUUUACAAGUUCCAAAGUAUACAUAAAUUUGUAUACUUAUUGCUGGUAUACUUUUGGCUCAGAUGGGAAACACAAAUGUUUGAUUGAAGGUAUGAGGUGGAGACAUGGCAACGAAGUUUCUUCGUCUGUUCAGUCGGUGGCCAAGCCUUCAGAGGACACAGACGCACUGUACUACAAAAAGUAGUUGUCAGUGGUCAUAUCGACGGUUGCACAUGCUUAUUCUCACUAGUCAUCUUCUAGGACAAGGCCCUACAGGCCUCAUAAGAAAGCCUCAUCAUAUUAAAUUCAAGAUGGAUUGUUGGAAAAGAUCCCUUGCCACUUCUCUGGAGCCAGAAUUGAUGUCUCCAAAAGUGACAAUUUCUGAAAUGAAGCGUUUCUUUGUGUGUAGUAAUCUUCCUUUUGAACAGGGCCACACUUGUUUUAGGCUUGUAUGUCCAUUUUGUCCAGGCAAACCUGUUCCCUCAAAAAGUAACACCUUGCAUAUCAACAUGACAACAGGCAUGUUUAUCUGCUAUAGCUGCAAGCAGGUAGGGACAUGGCAGGUAUUCCAGGAUUAUAUAUCUAUGAUACAGCUGGCUGAGAAACCAGAUGAAAGUAGACAAAACCUUCCAGUUAUUGAAGAAACAGGGAUAUUUUUAACAGACAAAGUUGAAAAUGAGAUUCAGGAAAGAUUGACAGACCUUCAACCAGUUGGAGAACUAUCAAGGGAAGAAUUCCAACAGAUUGUAAAGCUGUUCAGUUUAAAGAGGUUAUCAGCUUCAGUGUUUAAACACUUCAAUGUUAGAGUGAACAAAGAGAGAACAGCCCUGGUUUAUCCAUAUUAUGGUCCAGAUCGAAAAAUCUUUGGACUGAAAUAUUCUCAUAUGCAACCCGCAGCAGAGGAAACAGAAGAUUCCAUUUUUCCAAAACAGAUUAUUCUGGGAUUGUUUGGCUGGCACAGAGUUAGUAAAAACCAGCAGGAAAUUGUUCUGGUGUCAAAUCCUUUGGAUGCUUUAAGUGUGUCCCAAGAAACCAAUGUCCCAGCUAUAGCUCUACCUCGUGGAACUGCGGCAUUACCUCAAGAGGUGUUACCUUUGCUGGAACAGUUCCGAAGAAUCACCAUCUGGUUUGGAAACAAUAUAUCAGAAUGGCAAGCUGCCAAGAUGUUCGCUCGCAAACUUGGGGAGAAGCGAUGCCAUUUUGUCAGACCAAAAGAAGAACAUCCAGCACCACUUCAAGGACUUCACAGUCAAGUAAACUUAUUGAAAGUCUUGCGGGAAUCUGAACCCAUCACUCACAAGGCGAUCACUACAUUUAGCUAUCUUCGACAGGAUGUAUAUGCUGAGUUGAGCCACACGGAGCAGGUUUCUGGAGUAAAGUGGAAGCGAUACCCAGCUUUGAAUCGGUUAUUAAAAGGUCAUCGACGUGGGGAACUUACAGUUUUUACUGGUCCAACAGGAUCAGGAAAGACAACUUUUAUGAGUGAAUACUCGUUAGACUUGUGCAUGCAAGGAGUUAACACUCUGUGGGGGAGUUUUGAAAUCAAGAAUGUUCGCUUGGCUAAAAUGAUGCUCACACAAUUUGCACAAAUACCACUGGAGAAGAAUCUCGAGCACUAUGAGCACUUGGCAGAUAAAUUUGAACAACUUCCACUCUAUUUCAUGACUUUUCAUGGUCAACAGUCCAUGCGUAAUGUCUUGGAUGCCAUGUCUCAUGCUGUGUAUGUCCAUGAUAUUCAACAUGUUAUCGUAGAUAAUGUGCAAUUCAUGCUAGGCACUAGUGAAGACAACACUCGACUGGACAGAUUUUGGCGACAAGACCUUCUUGUUGCAUGUUUUCGAAAGUUUGCCACCCAAUGCAACUGCCAUGUAACUUUAGUCAUGCACCCCAGAAAGGAACGAGAAACUGAUGAGUUAAACAACAGUUCCAUUUUUGGAGGAGCCAAAGCUAGUCAAGAAGCUGACAACAUUCUGAUCUUACAGGAUAAAAGACUGAGUACAUUACGUGGUCGCAAAUAUAUUCAGGUGACCAAGAACAGAUUUGAUGGUGAUAUUGGAAUAAUGCCUCUAGAAUUUGAUAAAGAAACUUUGAGCUUUUUUGUGAGGAAAAGGCAGAAAAAAACACCAUCUGGUGCUAGUGAUAGUAAAGACAGUGAAGAAAGACAAGAGGAUACACCAGGCUGAUAUUUUGAUAUUUUUUAGACUGUUAUAUUUUAAAAAAUUGUGUCUGUCAUUCUUACCAAUAUGAGAUGUAGAACAAAAUCAUUGUUUUUGAUUUACAAAUUCUGAUAAGCUUAAAAGAAAAAUGUUCUUACACAUAAGUGCAACUUUUUUAUCUUGUUUGUAAAAUUUUGAUUUACGAAAGCUUUGAAUAUAAGUUCUGUCAUUUUCUCCAUCAA